AUGCAUUCCUAUCGCAAAGCAGCGACUUCUGCAGUUCCAGGCUUACAAACAGGACACGGCCUGAGAGGAAGAUCUCCGUGUCCUGAUGCUGGUCACGCUGUCGUGGUUGUCCUAAUAUUCUGUAUGCUCAGCCAGAAGCUGCACUUCCGAGCGAACCUAUGGACAGAACGUUGUUUGGAGAUAUGCGAAGUUGCGUACUCUUUGGUUAGUUGGGGGUCAGCAGCAGCGACGAACAAUCACAAAGAUGAACCGGAAUACCACCAUCUGCAUUCACGCCAUCGUCUUGCGAUCAAUGUGGACGGCAAGGGAAGAAGUGAAUAUGACGGUAUGUGCGCUGACAGAGAGAGACGCUCAUGUGGACUGAAACGCGAGAGCGGCCGGAAGGCGGUGUAUGGGUGUGUGGGAAUCCGCGUGACACGAAGAGCGUGGGGAAAGGAUGUGGAUGCGUGCUUGUAG
Messenger RNA from Eimeria mitis, 456 nucleotides. RefSeq lists its product as uncharacterized. NCBI's taxonomy places the organism in Eukaryota, Apicomplexa, Conoidasida, Eucoccidiorida, Eimeriidae. The transcript has 5 exons. The record is from RefSeq and is a predicted model, not a curated record. Bases 1 to 456 code for a protein of 151 amino acids.